This is a messenger RNA of Tarenaya hassleriana, 1317 nucleotides long. Its product is annotated as alpha-soluble NSF attachment protein 2. The record is from RefSeq and is a predicted model, not a curated record. Gene Ontology annotation, cellular component: vacuolar membrane; SNARE complex. Gene Ontology annotation, biological process: SNARE complex disassembly; intracellular protein transport. Gene Ontology annotation, molecular function: syntaxin binding; soluble NSF attachment protein activity. Bases 200 to 1069 code for a protein of 289 amino acids. The transcript is spliced from 9 exons. NCBI's taxonomy places the organism in Eukaryota, Viridiplantae, Streptophyta, Magnoliopsida, Brassicales, Cleomaceae.
UGAAAAUUUUCUCCAGCGAAACUUCCCCGACUUUUCGCUCCCAACCGAUUGUCGUCUCUAUCUUCUUCACUGCGAAAAUUCAUCGAAACAAUUCCUCUUUUUUGGAGGGAAAGAAAAGGGGAACGUAUCUGAAGGGAAAAUCCGAUCAUCGUUAUAGGAGGAAGAGGGUGAAUACGAGACGGAGGGUGGGGGGAGAGAAAUGGGGGAUCAUCUGGUGAGAGGGGAGGAAUUCGAGAAGAAUGCUGACAAGAAGCUCAAUGGUUGGGGUCUGUUUGGUUCUAAGUACGAGGAUGCUGCCGAUCUCCUCGAAAAAGCUGCUAAUUCCUACAAGCUCGCCAAAGCAUGGGAUAAAGCAGGAGUAACUUAUGUGAAGAUGGCUAACUGUCACUUAAAGUCAGAUAGCAAACAUGAUGCUGCUAAUGCCUACGCUGAAGCUGCCAAAUGCUACAAGAAAAUAAAUACAAAUGAGGCUGCAUCUUGCUUAGAGCAAGCAGUAAAUAUAUUUUGUGAGAUAGGAAGGCUUGGCAUGGCUGCACGAUAUUAUAAGGAAAUUGCUGAGUAUUAUGAAUCUGAUCAAAACAUCGACCAAGCUAUUGCUUACUUUGAAAAGGCAGCUGAAUUUUUUCAAAAUGAAGAAGUAACAACUUCUGCUAACCAGUGCAAUCUAAAGGUGGCGCAAUAUGCUGCCCAGAUGGAGCAGUAUGACAAGGCAAUCCAGAUUUAUGAAGAAAUAGCCCGCCAGUCCCUCAACAAUAACUUGCUGAAAUAUGGAGUUAAGGGGCAUCUUCUCAAUGCUGGCAUUUGCCAUCUAUGCAAAAGCGAUGUUGUUUCCAUUAGCAAUGCAUUGGAGAAGUAUCAGGACCUUGAUCCAACUUUUUCAGGAACUCGGGAGUGCAAGUUCUUGGCGGACAUUGCCUCUGUUAUUGAUGAGGAGGACGUUGCAAAGUUCACAGAUGUCGUCAAGGAAUUCGACAGCAUGACACCUCUGGAUUCAUGGAAGACAACACUAUUACUAAGGGUGAAGGAAAAGCUGAAGGCCAAGGAGCUAGAGGAGGACGACCUUACCUAAGUAUCUUAUCUGCUUCUGCCGGCAGAUUUACUUCAAAAACAAUGGUUUUUUUUUUUUGGUUGGUGUUCUUCUCUUACUCUCAAUGCCUAUAUGAAAGCUCAAGUGCUAUAUUCUGCUGAAAUUGUGUGUGUGGGGUUUGAAUUUUAGGUUAAGAGGGUUUGGUCGACAUGUGUGUGGCAUGCUAUUAUUACUGAUCGAGGUUUGUCCUGGUUUCACUAUUUCAUUUACGGACUUUGCCCAUUGAAACA